GACGACUUUUGCUCCCGUCGAUUUUACCACUGGGGCUUUUUACACAUUAAUUUUCCUCAAGGGAGUGGAGCGGUUCCAAACAUCAUGGCGACAACGGUGGUGUAGUGUUGAAAGUAACGCUGAUUUUCUGGCUGAAAAAAAAACAUGUAAGACAAGACUGCUACGAUCAGGGAUUAUGAGGGACGUGGACUGGAUUUGUUUAACUUCAGAAUUAAAAAAUAUUCAUUAAAAUGCCGUCAGUAGCGACAAUAUCACCAGGGCAUGCAGCCUGCAAAACAAAUGGGAUUCUGUUGGAGACUCUUCAAUAUGUGGAACCCAGGAAAUAUGACCCUCCUCCAAACCAUCUCCUUCAGACAAAAAUCUACGACAAAGUGUCACAGAAUGCCCUGGUCCAAGCCCGGCCCGCAGCUGUUCACUUUGGAGGGUUUGAGAUUGGGAAGAAACAUACUUUGGCAUUUUCUAUUGUCAAUGUUUCUUCUGAUGUGCUACGGAUGCACAUCGUCCCUCCACAGACAAGAUACUUCAACAUCACAUAUACUAAGGGGAAAAAGUUUGUGCCAGGCCUGACUGUGGAAUGUGAGGUAGAGUUUUACCCUGACGAGUGGCGAUAUUACUAUGAUUCUGUGCGAAUCAACUGUCCGGGUGAGGAGAACCUGAUUGUGCCUAUCCAUGCCUACCCUGUGAUGAUCACAGACUGCUUCCCUGAACAUGUCGACUUCCCUUCUGUACCAGUCGGACAUUCGAGAACAAAGUCAAUCCCGUUACGAUGUGAAGCUCCCACAGACUUUGAGUUUGAGCUUAGCAUUGCUCAGCCACAUCCAGCUUUCACAGUAGAACCUAUGUCAGGUAUUGUGCCUGCUUGCGGGGAGACACAGAUCAAGGUGACAUUUGCACCAACAGAGUUCCUCACUGCCCACAUGAAGUUGUUGCUGAUCAUCUCCCAGUUUAACACCAAACCUCUACUUUGCACAUUUACUGGCACCUCAGCCCCUGGACUUCUCAAGGAGCUAACUGAGACAUCAGCAUUAACCGAGACAGAAACUGCUGACAGUGAUAUUUUAGACCCAAGAUGUCUAACUCCACUGGACAGAGCCAGGCGGAAUCGCAGGAAGAAGUUAAAGCCUUCACCUCCAGGGGCAACUCAACCCCAGGAUGUGGAGUACGCUGGUCUAAAGUUCCCUCCUCAGAUCAACUGUCCCCACGCUGUCACUCAGGUGCUCCUACAGGAGGAAGGCAGGCUGAGGCGCAAGGACUUGAAAGAAGCCAUCACAGCCAAAAAGGUGACCGGGCCUUCUACUCGUCAAAUGAAGGAGACGGUGUUUGAACAGGCCGUCAGACAGAAUGUGUACGAGGAGAGGCAGAAUCAGCUGAGGUGGCAGGUUAAGUUGGGAGAGGAUCAGAUGUCAGUGGACGCCAAACAACAAGUAAUGGAUAACAGAGAGCUGGCCUGGCAUGACUACAGGUUUAAAAGAUUGGGUGAACCUGUACCAGAGAAAGAGCAUACACGAGCGACGACGGAACGCACAUUUCAGAGGACCUUACGAAAGGCUACAGAGCUGGCCUCCGAGGGCGUCCAGUUUGACCUGUACACUAAUGACAACUGGGCAGCCAGACAAGAUGUUCGUAACAAAUUUGCUCAGGCAGCCAGGAAGAUUAUUAUACGAAAGCGGGCCCUGGACAAACUUCAUUCACUGACCAAAGUUGUGACAGACUGGAGACAGAAAAAAUACUCCAUAAAAGUCACAGAUGAUGAAACUGAGAAGGUGGAAGAAGAGGAAGAAGAUGUUGUGGAGAAUUUUAACAUCUCCCGUCAGGACAUCCGGGCGCCCGCCUUCCCCACCUAUGCUGACCCACAAGUCAAGGAUGACAUGGCUCCUGAUGCCCUGGGCAAUGUCAUCGUCCCACCCACCGCUGUAAUAGUCAAACAGAAAGUCCCCUACUUCAACCUCAAGGUACCUCAACAGUACCGAUUGUUAGGUUACCGCCCCCACAACACACACGACGCCUCCAGCGGUUACGUCCCAGCCACCUGUAUACGUCCACUAAGGACAGGAGCUGAGGAUGAGAUAAUUAACUUACCUGCCCCUGUUGCCAUGCCAACACAGAAGCUGCUGGCAGAGGAGUACAUGGAGAAGGUUACAGAGGGUGGGGGUGUAGAGGUGGAGGAGGUAGUCGGCCAGGCCUCAGCUGAGGUCUCGUCCACCAUGACCCUCACACCUCCUGAUGCCCUCUUCAAGCCCAUCAAGUACCCAGCCUUGCACAUCUUUAACCCUGCCCCAGGCCUCCAGGUGUUCCAGACCCCAAUGCCAUAUGCUGAGGUGGACCCAGACUUCCACUUGUGUCCCAUACCAUGUUACCAAAGAAAGGACAGCGGUUCCAACCCCCACACCUGUACGCAGCAGAAAUACCUGGACAGAGAGGAUGUGAUCAAGGGUAUUAUGUCUUGGAAAAAGUUCCCGUCCCAGGGUCUGACGUCUCUACAACAGACUCCUACUCUCACCAGCGUCUGGGUGCCCCGCUGGGAGGACCCGUUUGGGGAGGAUCUUCUGCCCCAUGAUGUGCCCCAGCUACUGGAUGGCCUGCCUGAUGAUGACAAAGACAACAUUCUGGAAGAAGAGGAGGGUGAAGUGACGGAGAAUGCAAUUGGUUUAACCCCAGAGAUGGUCAAUGCUCAGUUCAUUAUGUCACAGACGCCAAUACCACCAGAUGAGAAACAGACACUUGACAAUUUCUUCCCCUUUGGUAACAAACUACCUCGUUCUAACGUACCUGUGAAUGAACAUGGACCUGUUGACAGGGAGAAGAGAGAGCAGGAACUGGAGUAUUACAUUAGGAAGAAGUACAAUCGUCUGGGUGCCCAGAUCCAAGAGAAGACAGAAACUAUUCACAGUAUGCACAGGUCAAAGAACCUUGUGCCCAAGUAAUAUAGGAAUGUAGAAACAGAGACAUUGGCCAGAGGUACAGAAUGCUUACUGAAAACUACCAACCCUGCCACAUAUUGAACACCUUCUUUUAAUACAACUUAUGCAGUAAACCAAUCUGCUUUGACAAAAAAUGUAUGUGUACAUAUUUUCUUGUUCACUGUUAACAUUAAACCAUUUAAUAUAAUACAGAAGUGUAAAAUGGAUUUGGUGUUAUUGAAACAAAUCAUCUUUCCUGAAACUCUGUGGGAUUUUAUGCCAUGGCAGAAUGAAGAUUGUGACCUUUAGUAGCCAUAUGAACAUAAAUGUCGAUUUGCUUUUUAUUUCUAAACAGUUCUGAAAUAUAUGAUCCAGUGAAUGGAAUGUUUUGUUUUUUUUUUCAUAUCCAGCGGUUUAUGUGUUGACAUCCAUGUAUAUUCACAGCAGACUUGUUAAUACAGCGUGUUUCUCUGUAAACCAAACCAUUAACAAAAUAAUGAACAACAACAACAGAUGAUGAGAAAUGUUACAAAACAUUUUAGCAAAGAUGGGCAAGUGAUUUACACUAUGGGAGCUCAUGUUCAUUGUACCCGUGGGAACGUGUGUGAUGCAAAAGUCAGUUGCAUUGAGAGUUAAAAACUAAAUAUUACUCUAUCUGUGAUAAACUUUAUAUAAUGUAAAUGAACAGCGGUUUUUUUCUUUUUUUUUUUUUUCAUUUACGAUACUGCGUGCACAUAGUUCUGUACCUGAAUUAGAACUGUUAACUGAGAAAGCCUGUAUUUGUCUUGUUUACUUUAUUUGUAUUUGUUACAGACGUGUAAAUAAAGUGUGUAUAUAUCAACUUAAA
Molecule: messenger RNA, 3747 nt
Organism: Liolophura sinensis
Lineage: Eukaryota; Metazoa; Mollusca; Polyplacophora; Chitonida; Chitonidae
Product: cilia- and flagella-associated protein 221-like
Exons: 24
Coding region: 231-2924 (897 amino acids)
Biological process (GO): motile cilium assembly; cilium movement
Cellular component (GO): 9+2 motile cilium
Source: RefSeq, a predicted model, not a curated record